Molecule: messenger RNA, 642 nt
Organism: Paramecium octaurelia
Lineage: Eukaryota; Ciliophora; Oligohymenophorea; Peniculida; Parameciidae
Source: the annotation of a GenBank genome assembly
AUGAAGAUUUUCAUAGCAGCAACCGUCGUUUUCAUCACCUGUUUGAUCCUUGAUGUAAUUUAUGAUCAGCAACUCUGGGAUUUUAAUACAAGGAUUACGAAAUACAUGUAACAAAAGCAAACCCCUGGGUUGUAAAGUAUGUUUAAUUUCUUCUCCAAUUGGAUAAACAUUUUUCCUGGAAUAGCAUUAUUAAUCUUUAUAUUUACAGAAAAUAAAUUGGCCUCCAUCAUAUAUAUGUGCUUAAUAUAAUUUACAAUUUCAUUUAACUCAGUUCUUAAAAAUGUAUAUCAUCAACCAAGACCUUAUUGGAUUGAACCCGAUAUUGUGGCAUUGUCGUGCAAUAAAGAGUUUGGUAAACCGUCAGGACAUGCUAUGGGUUCAUUAUUGAUGUGUUUGUUAUUGCCCUUGAUGGUUCUCCCUUCAAGCUUUGUGAAAAAGCCAAAACUAAUUAAAAGUAUUAUCCUAGGUUUUGUUUCCAUAUGGAUUGUUAUGACUGCAUUGUCUCGCAUCUAUUUAGGGAUGCAUACAAUAGGAUAGAUUCUGCUGGGUUGGAUGUAUUCGAGUUAUUUUAUUUUAAUUUAUCUCUCCUAUUUGCAUUAACCUAUACUGGAAUAUUUAAAAAGUAGAUUGUCAUCUGUUGAU